Suillus subalutaceus is the source of this 1632-nucleotide messenger RNA. RefSeq lists its product as uncharacterized. The coding region runs from base 96 to 1526 and encodes 476 amino acids. Gene Ontology annotation, cellular component: nuclear pore. NCBI's taxonomy places the organism in Eukaryota, Fungi, Basidiomycota, Agaricomycetes, Boletales, Suillaceae. The transcript is spliced from 9 exons. Gene Ontology annotation, biological process: nucleocytoplasmic transport. Gene Ontology annotation, molecular function: structural constituent of nuclear pore. The record is from RefSeq and is a predicted model, not a curated record.
UUGGCAACUUGCUCACUGUUCAGAACAGCGAAUAGCGUCAACGUACAAGGCCUUCAGCUUUAGUCUCAACCAACCAGUCAGACUAAUCGUCAAAUAUGUCGUUUGGGGGAGGUACCAAUAUCUUUGGCACUAGCAACACUGGCACGUCCAUCUUCGGGCAAUCUAACGCGUCUAAGCCCACAACUUCGCUCUUUGGGAAUACGCAGCCCUCUUCCGGAGCGGGGACCACAACGACGGGCUUCGGUGGCUUCGGGAUGCAACCCCAAACCCAGACGCAGCAACCUGCUCAAGGGAGUUCUGUGUUUGGAGGAGGCACUUUCGGACAGACACAACAGCAGCAGCCGUCCGGAUCGACUUCGAUAUUUGGGCAGCCCGCGCAACAACAACAGCAGCAGCAGCAGCAACAACAACAACAACAACAACAACAACAACAACAACAGCAACAACCUACAACGUCUCUCUUUGGGCAACCUGCUCAACAACAGCCCUCGGGUACCUCUUUGUUCGUAAAUCCUUCAGCAACAAAUACGACUGGCAAUGCAUUUGGAAGCACUCAGCCACAACAGUCUACUAGUCUCUUUGGGAGCACGCAGCCGCAACAGUCUACUAGUCUCUUUGGGAGCACGCAGCCGCAACAGUCUACUAGUCUCUUUGGAACCACUCAACCACAACAACAGACAAGUAAUAUGUUCGGAAAUACCCAGUCACAGCAGCCGGGUGGACUAUUCGGGAGCACGACUGCUCAGCAAGCAGCUCCUGCUAGCGGGCUGGGGGUGAGUACAGCGGGGACAUCCAUCUUCGGCCAACAAAGACAAUCAUCGAUGAUGAGUACCACACCCAUAAGCGGACCUGCACCUUUUUCAAAAUCCACGAAGUUCAAUGAUCUUCCGGAUGAUAUCAAGAAGACGUUUGAAGCUAUUGACUCGCACAUUCAGGGACGUAUACAAAUAAGCAACGAGCUCAAACAGCGAAAAAUGGGGGAAGAGGCGAUCAAGGGCCAGGAGUUAAUUCGCGAACUGCACAAAGAGCUGCUCGGUGUAUCCUCUGUUAUCCAAUCGGACUCUCUUUUUACCAAGGACCUGAAAUCGAAGACUGAACAAGCGGUUCAAGACACAAUUGUCGCAACCAACAUUAUUGAGGGCUUUAAGAAUCCCCAUCAGAGCGCAGCAUAUCUCAAGAAUCAUGCUUCGUUCCCUCUGGAAUUCUUCACCCGAGUUACGCAAGAGAUGCAGGAGCGUCUGCAGUGGUUCAAAAACACUAUCGAACAAAUUGAGCGGAAACUUUCCGCAUCAGCAUCCCAAUCUCAAAAUACACCCCAAGCAAUUUCAUCCACCCUCCAGACGCAACACGCCAUAUUCGUUUCGCUUGCGGCUAGGACUGCGGCUGUUGACGCUGAGGUUCAAAAGGUGAAGACAUUGUACACACAACUGUGGCGCGCGAAAACGGGGAGUAUGCGUGACCCUUUUAAUGAACUUGACCGCGGCAGUGGGGGAGAGUUUGGGAUGGAGUCGUUACAGGUCAAGUGAGGUAGCUCUGCAAAUUCCUUGAUCAGCGUGAUACCAGCUCGGAAAAAUAUAUUCUUGCAUAAACGUUGCAUAUCCGAUUCCUUCUGUGAACUAUGAAUAUGCCCCG